AUGGCCGAAGCCGAACCGAAACGGAACCACCGCCCCCCAAGAAAGCACGGUAGUGUCAACGCUUAUCUUAUCAAGAAAACCGUAUCCCAAGGUCUCUUGGAUGUUGCAUUGCUGACAUCCAACGCAGCAUUGCUUAGAGUAAUCAUCCUGGCCGGGUCAGAUGCAAUACACUUUUAUUAUUUCUUGGUAACCUUGCUUUCUUUGUCAAUUAUUCUCCAAAUAGUUGCGGCAAUGUUAUUAUUCUUGCGAACAAGGGUAGACUGGGAGGAGGACGACGAACGAGACAGAGCGAAUUGCAUGAACGACUGGGCGACACUGACAGUGCUCGUCAUCACAAUAAUCAACAUUAUUAUCGGUGGAUUCACAUCCGAUUUUAAUCCAGGUAGCGUGGUUACAAAAAACUCACCCGAGCCUGCGACAAACAAUAAAACUGUUCAACAGUUGUUAGAACUUCUGUCGUCCAAAUGA
This is a messenger RNA of Saccoglossus kowalevskii, 468 nucleotides long. Its product is annotated as ninjurin-2-like. The record is from RefSeq and is a predicted model, not a curated record. NCBI's taxonomy places the organism in Eukaryota, Metazoa, Hemichordata, Enteropneusta, Harrimaniidae.